GCAGAGUUGUCCGUUAGCUGCAAGAUGGACGAUCUUCGAGAGAGAUCACAAAUGAUGAGAAUUUGCGCAUUGAGGUGCGGCAACGGGAAAUAAUUUUAAACGGUAUCUGGGAACACCAGUUUUUCACAUUUGACUCAAGUUUUUGAGUCUUCUGCUCACGUUCAACUGGCACGAAGAGGAUUGAUGAAAUGUCAUGCAACGCGUGUCAAACAAAAUUCACCUUCUUUACUCGAGAGCAUGGUUGUCCAAGUUGCCAUUUUUCCUACUGCGCCAAGUGUCUCAGGUACAAAUUUGACCUGCCAGAUAUUGGCAGCACAAAAAUAUGCGGCAAGUGCUAUUAUCGUUUGAAAGACGGGGUGGAGAACAAGGCAGAGGAGAAGGUUCAGUCUGAAAAUUUAAAACCUCAACUCUCAACACCGUCUGAGGGACAACCGUUGUCCGUCGAGCAAGUUGCUCCAAUAGAUAUUACUCAGAAAUUAAAUUCGCUUGAAAAUCCGUCCAAACCACCGAUUGUUUUGUACAAAAAGGAGAUUGGACGAUGGGAUCGCCUGAAGUCUGGACUAGAUCCAGCGGAUCAGAAUAUGGUUGAUCGACUUAGGAAAUUGAAAGAUGAGGACAAACCUGUGCCUCAAACUAGCUUGGAGGAGAUUAGAAGAAGGCUUGCUCUGCUCAAGGAUCAAGACCCUAAUAAUCCUGUUCCUCAAACUAAUAUCCAUUCAGUGGAUACGAGGUCGGAUGAACAAAAGACUGCAGAUUUGAUAAAUGAGUAUUUGGAGGAACUUAAGCUGUCUUCGGAUGUAAAUUCGGAUGCACAGAUCGAGGACAGGCUUGCCAGAUUGAGAGGAAUAGAUCCUGCGCAAAUUCGCAAGAACAAACCUGAGGACAUUGAGGAAGAUGAGCAAACAGCCACUAAAAGAAUUCUUAAAAAAGCUUUGGAUGAGGCCGCGAUAGAGUCGAAAUUUGCCGAACUAGAUGACCUAGAGCCUAUGGAUACUGAUCCAGCUGAAGAGGAAGAAGAGUUACCCUGGUGUACAAUUUGCAAUGAAGAUGCGCAGCUCCGCUGCACGGGAUGCGACGGUGAUUUGUACUGUACAUCGUGCUUUCGGGAAGGGCAUGACUCGUUUGAAAUGGUCGAUCAUCAGAGUGUGCCUUUUACGCCACGGAAAAAAGUCAAAAAAGUUGAUGAUUGAUGGAUUAAUUCGCUAAAAAUAUCGGUAUUACUGGUACUUUGCAAUUUACAUGCAAGAGAUAUUGGUUUUCUCAAAUUAUUUCAAGCUUUCUCCCGCAUAGAAAAAUAUUCUAAUCAUCACAUAGACUCAACUACCAGCUUUUGACUUACGAUUCGUAAACAGUUGUGCAAUUGAUCUAAGGUAUUAAAAAAAAUUAUACGCAUAUAUUUAUACAAAUACACAUAAUUAUAUUUAUAUAAUUUUAUACAUAUGUGUUUUAACACUUUUUCAAUGUAGUUUUUAUUUUUGCUUCUGCUAUUCGCGGUUGCAAUGAAGUACACAUACCUUUUAUUUGCAUAUUUAUUUAUACAUAUGUAUACAUAAUGUGAUAUCUGUGACAUCAGUUUUUAGGGUGGCUGCCUGUAUUUUCAAGAAUAUAUUAUGUUUCAACCUCUA
Molecule: messenger RNA, 1625 nt
Organism: Neodiprion fabricii
Lineage: Eukaryota; Metazoa; Arthropoda; Insecta; Hymenoptera; Diprionidae
Product: abscission/NoCut checkpoint regulator
Exons: 6
Coding region: 189-1190 (333 amino acids)
Biological process (GO): mitotic cytokinesis checkpoint signaling; abscission
Cellular component (GO): midbody; cleavage furrow; centrosome
Molecular function (GO): metal ion binding; phosphatidylinositol-3-phosphate binding
Source: RefSeq, a predicted model, not a curated record